Molecule: messenger RNA, 1566 nt
Organism: Onychomys torridus (southern grasshopper mouse)
Lineage: Eukaryota; Metazoa; Chordata; Mammalia; Rodentia; Cricetidae
Gene: Hes1
Product: hes family bHLH transcription factor 1
Exons: 4
Coding region: 353-1195 (280 amino acids)
Biological process (GO): Notch signaling pathway; regulation of transcription by RNA polymerase II; regulation of neurogenesis
Cellular component (GO): nucleus
Molecular function (GO): N-box binding; DNA-binding transcription factor activity, RNA polymerase II-specific; E-box binding
Source: RefSeq, a predicted model, not a curated record
CUCCCAUUGGCUGAAAGUUACUGUGGGAAAGAAAGUUUGGGAAGUUUCACACGAGCCGUUCGCGUGCAGUCCCAGAUAUAUAUAGAGGCCGCCAGGGCCUGCGGAUCACACAGGAUCUGGAGCUGGUGCUGAUAAGAGCGAAAUCCCCCGUCUACCUCUCUCCUUGGUCCUGGAAUAGCGCUACCGAUCACUAAGUAGCCCUAAGACGUAAUAAACCCUCCGCUGCUCAGUAGUUUUUCUUAUGAAAGUCAAGUAAAAGGGACAUAAGAAAAAAAAAAUUUUUUUUUACGUGAAGGAUUCCAAAAAUAAAAUUCUUUGGGGAUUGAGAAGAAAGAAAAAAAAAGGAAAGAAAAUGCCAGCUGAUAUAAUGGAGAAAAAUUCCUCGUCCCCGGUGGCUGCUACCCCAGCCAGUGUCAACACGACACCGGACAAACCAAAGACCGCCUCAGAGCACAGAAAGUCAUCAAAGCCUAUCAUGGAGAAGAGGCGAAGAGCAAGAAUAAAUGAAAGUCUGAGCCAGCUGAAAACACUGAUUUUGGAUGCACUUAAGAAAGAUAGCUCCCGGCAUUCCAAGCUGGAGAAGGCAGACAUUCUGGAAAUGACAGUGAAGCACCUCCGGAACCUGCAGCGGGCGCAGAUGACCGCCGCGCUCAGCACAGACCCGAGCGUCUUGGGGAAGUACCGCGCCGGCUUCAGCGAGUGCAUGAACGAGGUGACCCGCUUCCUGUCCACGUGUGAGGGCGUUAACACCGAGGUGCGCACUCGGCUGCUGGGCCACCUGGCCAACUGCAUGACCCAGAUCAACGCCAUGACCUACCCCGGGCAGCCGCACCCCGCCUUGCAGGCGCCGCCCCCGCCCCCGUCAGGACCCGGCGGCCCCCAGCACGCGCCGUUCGCGCCGCCGCCACCGCUUGUGCCCAUCCCCGGGGGCGCGGCGCCCCCUCCCGGCAGCGCACCCUGCAAGUUGGGCAGCCAGGCUGGAGAGGCUGCCAAGGUUUUUGGCGGCUUCCAGGUGGUGCCGGCUCCCGAUGGCCAGUUUGCCUUCCUCAUCCCCAACGGGGCCUUUGCCCACAGCGGCCCUGUCAUCCCGGUCUACACCAGCAACAGCGGGACCUCUGUCGGUCCUAACGCAGUGUCUCCGUCCAGCGGUUCCUCGCUCACUGCGGACUCCAUGUGGAGGCCGUGGCGGAACUGAGGGGCUCAGGCCACUGUUCCCCCUAAACUCCCUAGCCCAUCUCUCUUCCGACGGACACUAAAAAUGAACUUGGACAUUAGGAGAGAAGACUUUUAUAAUUUGGUGGUUACUUUGUUGCUUUUUUUUAAUUUCUAAAAAGUUACUUUUUUGUAGAGAGCUGUAUUAAGUGACUGACCAUGCACUGCAUUUGUAUAUAUUUUAUAUGUUCAUAUUGGAUUGCGCCUUUGUAUUAUAAAAGUUGAGAUGACAUUUCGUUUUUUACACGAGAUUUCUUUUUUAUGUGAUGCCAAAGAUGUUUGAAAAUGCUCUUAAAAUAUCUUCCUUUGGGGAAGUUUAUUUGAGAAAGUAUAAUAAAAGAGUGAAGGCUUUUA